This is a messenger RNA of Tribolium madens (black flour beetle), 1679 nucleotides long. Its product is annotated as RUN domain-containing protein 1-like. The transcript has 2 exons. Bases 441 to 1640 code for a protein of 399 amino acids. NCBI's taxonomy places the organism in Eukaryota, Metazoa, Arthropoda, Insecta, Coleoptera, Tenebrionidae. The record is from RefSeq and is a predicted model, not a curated record.
CAUUUAAAAAAAACAUACUUUACAUCUUUUCUCAAAAAAACCUUUGAAGUUGCGUUUUGGGUUUAUUAGAUUGAAGGAACCGAAAAGUUCUCGUUACAAAUUCAUUACUUUCGUCUCAAAUAGCAAAGUUUGCGGUCACUCCUGGAAACCCUAUCUCUGUUAUUCAUGACCCUCAUCCCAAUUUUCUUCAAGUAAUUAAACUUGUGAGUUUUUGACCAAGAGCUAUUAUCGAUUUCAGUCAAGUUUUGCCAUGUUCGUGGGCACAUCGCGUGACUUGUUUGAACUGGCUUUAUGUGAGUGCUUGCGUCAAAUGAGGCUAAUUACACCACUAAGCCACCUGUUUUAAUGGUCAAUAGUGUCAGUGUCGUCUUGACAGUAUGUCUAAUAGAUUAAUUUGAUGAGGGAUUUGUUGAAACGCAUCCAAAAUUUGCGCUUGACUCAUGCAGGGUGAACGGUUGGAGCCUCUCGGUGCUUCCGAUGAUCGAAAAGACGAAAUUGUUCGAAAUAGUGGAUGUAGCAAAUGUGUUUGUUUAGAAAACGAGAAAGACUUCCUCCAGACUUCAUUAUUUACUUUAACGACGUAUUUUGCUCAAGUUCAGUUCCGGUUGCGUCAAGUCGUCGACGCACCUUUCGAAGACCAAGAAGACUUGUUAAAAUCACUGGAGGAGUUCGCGUUCACUGAUGUAAAUCUCCUGGAAAGUAAUGAUAGGGUUGGUGACAAUUUACUGGAAACGAUCAAAAAGCGGCGCGAUCAACAGAAAGUUUUAUUAGGAAGGUUGAAAUCACAGUUGAGACAUUUAAAAGAGUUUAGUGGGGCUAAAAUGACCUGGAAUGAAUUAUUGGAAAAUGUACGAAUGAAGGAAAAUUUAGAGCAACAACUUAGAACUCAGAUUGUUGAUUUGGAACGGUUUAUUCAAUAUUUGAAGAGCUUGGAUACUAAAUGUAUGUGUAAACGAAAUAGAAAAAGCUCGGGCACGUUUCUCGUCGAAGCCGUCGAUCGGAUUUUUUCGUUUUUACAAAUGUUUGCGUUACUACAAUUUACUUGGGGUUCUAAUUGCUUCACCUCAGAUCGAAUCAACCAAUGGGCGGAUCUGAGAGCAAGACUCGAACUUGCUAUAAUCGACCUGAAAAAAAUGUUACACACGAAUGAAGAUCCGCGAAAGAUUACAACAGCAGUUCGUAAAUGUUUGGCCACAAGUAUCAAAGAUUUGAUGGAACAUGGCACAAAAUCCCAAUUGCCGUUCUUGCGUUGUUUCUCUCAUGCAACACAUGGCUGGGAUAUUAUUUUGUUUUAUUACCAUUUUAAAAGAGGUGUUUCGCCUAAAAAUAGCAAGAAAAACUUACUGUGCGCCAUCGAAGAAAUAAUUUCAACACAUUCGCGGUAUAAAAGGAGUCAUGAUUCGCAUUUUCGAGCUUUCGUUUGUGCGGCUUUAAAUGCCAAAAGACUUGUACCAUGGUUAAAUCUAAUCUUCCACUGUGGACGUGUUAUUGAAACAUUUUAUUACCCAUGGAGCUACGUUGCCACAACCAGAUAUCAAGAUAGUUUGAGAAGUUUAGAAGCUCUAACCCCGCACAAAUUUGAUCUCCCGGUUGAUUUGGACGUGCGAAAAUUCCAAAUUGAAGAUAAUGUUUUUAGUUAGUUGUAAAAAUUCGACAAUAAAUAGUUAAGUUGCGCAAUU